UGUUGGUAUUCCUGCGGAGGCUAAACAUCACGUCGCGUGAUUUAUACGUGAUUUUAAUUCAAGUUAGUUUAAUGUAAUCCGUUUAUCAUUAAGCUGAUAUUUUGACGAUUAAUUGAUAGUGAUGUAUAAUAAAGAACAAUGUGUAUUUUUUUCUCUUUAUACAGUAAUUUUAAAUGGACUAAUAAACUUAAUCGAUUAAAUAUUUUCGUCGUAAGAAAUUACGCUUAGAUUUUUAGAUAAAAUUUUUUGUAUUGUUUAAUAAUAAUUAUUAUCAGCAUAUGACAAGAUUGACCUCACACACAACAAUGGCAGAAUCGGGAAAUACGAGCACAUUAGAGUGGACGCGUCCCGAUCAAGUGAUGCAAUUACAUCGUAUGAAAUUAAAGAAACGCGCACUUCAAGCGCGUAUAAAUAAAACAAAUAUCAACACUGGCGAAAUUCAACGUAUUGCUACAAACUUAAAUGGUAUUAAUUCCAAUAGUAAUGUAAUGCAGCAUAUACCUCAGAAACGUAAAAAUCCUUUUACAAUUAAUCAAUUGUGCAAGAAACAGAAAAAUAUAACGCCAGCUGGAUUGGAAAUAAGUAACGACAACACAUUGUUUGAAUUACUAAAUAUUGACGUUCAGCGAGAGAAGCAAACAAUAGAUUCAUCUGUAAACAACUCUUUAACUUUUGCCAAUGUUUUUUCAAAAUUGGAAUCGACUAGUCAAACUCCUGAUGAAAGUGUCCUAAAGGGAGAAAAGCAUAUUCCUAUAGAUUGGACGUUAAAAACUAAAGUAAGAUUUAUGUCUCCAAAACCUUUUCCAUGGAAUGGCAAAUUAAAGACAAGCGAAGAGGCAUCGGGUACCACAGGAUUUGUUAGAUGUCUAAACAUUGGAGAAAAAGAAACAACUUUGGAUACUAGUCUAAAUGCAAGAUUUCAUCAAUGCUGCUUGAUAUGGCAGCAUCCAUCAUUACCAUGGUUAGAAUUAUUUCCUCGCUCUGCGGGCAAAGUGAGCGCUAGCCUUGCAAAUAAUAUAUCACUGGCAAAUAAUCAAUGUAUGAAAGAUGCAUUGCAUAGAGAAUGGUGUGAUAGCUUUAGAUCAUUGUUUCAUUUGCUGCGAGCAAGGCAGUGUCCAUAUUUUUAUGUGUGUGCUAACACAUUUACCGUAUUGUUUCGUGCUGCUGGUAUCUGUGGAUUGUCGGAGAUUCAUGCUCUUCUAACACCUACUACACGUGGAUUUCGUCAAUCAUUAAAGCAAGAAGAAAUAGAAUACUCUAUGCCAUUAAGGAAAGAUUCUAAAAGACGAUCUGAUGGGGGAGAUUCCGCUUCUAUGACUACAGAUAUUAUGUCUAAUACAACAAAUCAUCAACAAAAUGAUAAUGAAGAGGAAGAGGAAGAAGAAGAAACUCAAGAUGCAUGGCUCAAAAGUCUUGGAGUAGAAAAUUCAGAAAUAAAAAGAAUUAAUUACUCACAGACAAGGAUGACGUUGGAGAAAGAAAGUGAAAUAGACAAUUUGAAACAAUCGCUUGUCUUUGUAAAAGGCGUGGAAACGCAAGCGUUAUUCAACUUUCUAAUUAAUUGUAAAUCGGCUAUCGCAGCAACCGGUGCCCUAGCCGGCGUUCCUCCUACGCUUUUAGCUCCGACGGCUUUCCACGGCGCCACGUUAAAAACGCUUAAAGUCCGAGAAAGUAUAGUACGCGUUGAUAACGAUAGAUAUUACUCUCUGGAACUGAAAGGACCUCUUUUACCGCAUGUGUUACCUUCUCUCUGUCAUUUGAUGACAUCUAGUCAAUUGGAGCAAUAUUCGGCAAGCUGCGCACAACUGGCAUCAACAACUCCGUUUUCUACGGCAAAGCAUGGCACAGGUUAUACGAGCGUCAAAGGUGAGGAUCGUAAUAACGUUACGAAAGUACCGCCUAACGUCUUUGGGCAAGAAAAUCUGAGUGAUUGUGGAUUCAACGAGGAAUUGUUGAGCUACUUUUGCAAUCCUGACCCGACCAGGAUAGAGGUCUUUGAAAGUUUUAAAUUCUUCAAUGGAUUAUAUACCUGGUCAUAGUGACACGAAUAUUUUUAAUAUAGAAAUAAACACGAAUUUAAGUACACAGGUUUGUAUUUGUCAAAUUUAAAUUAAUAAAAAGCAGCCUAAAUAUUUUGUCCUAAGUAUAAGGGCAAUAUGUUACAUCACUAGCAAGUAUUCAUUAGGAUACAAAAUAUACAAAAACAUACAAUUUGUUUGCUGUUGUAUAAUUGUACAAUGUACAUAUAUGUGUAAAAAAUAA
Cataglyphis hispanica is the source of this 2262-nucleotide messenger RNA. It is a transcript of the gene hd, whose product is annotated as protein downstream neighbor of son homolog. Gene Ontology annotation, biological process: nuclear DNA replication. The transcript is spliced from 7 exons. Bases 279 to 2039 code for a protein of 586 amino acids. The record is from RefSeq and is a predicted model, not a curated record. Gene Ontology annotation, cellular component: nucleus. Lineage: Eukaryota; Metazoa; Arthropoda; Insecta; Hymenoptera; Formicidae.